CGACGCGGUCAGAGGUGUUUUGCUCGUCAGAGCCCGACGGCAGUCAUUCACUCAGAGACCGGCUGUGAAGCAGGCUAGACACACAAACAACAGGCUCUGGUUGAAACGUGAGAUCUUUUUACAGGGACGCUCUAGAAUCUCUUUCAGAGAUGUGCCAUCCAAACUUGGUGGCACUUGCAGUGCUGCUAUGCUCUACAUUGUUGGUAAAUGGAGGGAAAGUCUUGGUGUUCCCUGUGGAUGGAAGUCACUGGAUCAACAUGAAUAUCAUCAUUGAAGAGCUUCAUUCCAGAGGUCAUGAAGUCACAGUGGUGCGGCCAAACGACACCUGGCAGAUCAAGUCAGAGUCCCCUCACUACAAGUCCAUCACUAUAACAUACUCAAAUGGUUUUGAUCAUAAGCGCUUUGGAGCAUUUGUUAUGAAAACACUAAUCAUGCGUCGACAAGGUGCUUCUCUUUGGACUCGUUUAUCGAUGGAGUAUGAUUUAGUGAAAGAGUUUUAUGAAUUGCAUGUCAAGGCGCUUGAGAUGGUGGAACGCAUGUUUGAGGACACCAAGCUGAUGCAGAGCCUCCAUGAUGCCAAAUAUGAUUUGGUUCUUACUGAUCCUACGAUUGGUACAGGUGUUCUUAUGGCUCACCGACUGCGUCUUCCACUUGUCUUUAAUGUCCGAUGGACUAUUCAGGGUGAAGGCCAUAUAGCAAUUGCACCUUCCCCACUCUCAUACAUCCCUAUACCAGGGACAGAGCUGACUGACAAGAUGACUUUCAUUCAGCGUGUCCAGAAUAUGCUCUACUUUUUCUUCACAAGUUUUCAAAUUUGGUUCGUCACAGAACCAAACUACAAACCAUUUGUCCAUCGUCAUUUUGGCAGUGAUGUACAUUACAUGGAGCUGUUUCAGUCAGCAGACAUCUGGCUGAUGAGAAAUGAUUUCACCUUUGAGUUCCCUCGACCCACAAUGCCAAACGUUGUCUACAUGUCAGGAUUUCAGUGCAAACCCUCCAAGCCCCUGUCUAAAGAGCUAGAGGACUUUGUGCAGAGCUCGGGUGAACAUGGUGUCAUUGUGAUGACACUGGGAACACUGGUAGAAGAACUUCCAGAGGACAUUGCUGAAGACAUUGCUGCUGCUUUUGCAGAACUUCCUCAGAAGGUGAUUUGGAGGCACAAAGGCAAAAGACCAUCCACCCUCGGUAAUAACACGCGAAUCUUGGACUGGUUGCCCCAAAAUGACCUCCUGGGUCACCCCAAGACCAGAGUGUUUGUGGCCCACGGAGGCACCAAUGGGAUACAGGAGGCCAUUUACCACGGUGUGCCCCUGGUUGGCCUGCCACUUAUGUUUGACCAGGCUGAUAACUUCUUCAGGAUGAAAGCAAGAGGUGUGGCCAAAGUCCUUGAUAUUGCAACAGUGAACAAAGAAAACUUCUUGGAGGCGCUAAAGGAGGUGCUCUACCAACCAUCCUACAGGGAGAAGAUGAAGGAGCUGUCCAGCAUCCAAAGAGAUCAGCCUAUGAAACCGCUGGACCGAGCCAUGUUCUGGAUCGAGUUUGUCAUGCGGCACAAAGGAGCGGCGCACUUAAGGACGGAGUCUUACAAGAUGUCCAGGAUCCAGUACUACUCGAUGGAUGUGGCAGCUUUUCUGCUGGCAGUUAUUUUUCUAGUAUUUACCAUUUUUAUUUCAGCAGUCAGGUUUCUGUUGCAUAAGUUAUUUUACAGAAGCAAAGUCAAAAAGGAAUGAUGAUUGUGUUACAAAAUUUGUAUGCUUGCCAUCUGUUCUCUAUUCAGGAGAAGAACAGAGAUACAUUUGUACUCGUAGUGUAACAAACUUGAGUGUGUGCAGCUCAGUGCAACAAUACAAACCUCACAUUUUCUAAUGACCUCAGUCUACUCAUAUUUUAGAUGUCUUUUUGUUCAUUUGCAUUUGGAUCUUGAAACUUUGAAAUGUAAAUACAUUGCAGGCAAGUUUGGUGGCAAAGUAGAAAAUAAGUAAAGCAAAUCAGUUACGGGUUUAAAUUAAUAUGACUUUGAAUAUUCUGCUGUUGUAAACACUUUAAGAAUCACCACAUUUCCUAAAAUUGUCUAACAGUUAAACAGGAAGACAAUUAAAUGUUUCUCACUCCUGUAUGGUGAUGAUAUUCAAACCUUUAUUAAGAGCACAUAAGAAGAGUUUGGCCUCAUGCAGUGCUCAACUAUAGAAUAUAUUUUAUUAUAUGUAUUGUUGUAGAAAUGUCACAGAAUUUUAUGGUGAUAUUUUUCAAAUGUAUUAAAAAAUUGCUGUAA
Molecule: messenger RNA, 2272 nt
Organism: Oreochromis niloticus (Nile tilapia)
Lineage: Eukaryota; Metazoa; Chordata; Actinopteri; Cichliformes; Cichlidae
Product: UDP-glucuronosyltransferase 2B31-like
Exons: 3
Coding region: 150-1730 (526 amino acids)
Molecular function (GO): UDP-glycosyltransferase activity
Source: RefSeq, a predicted model, not a curated record